Venustampulla echinocandica is the source of this 735-nucleotide messenger RNA. RefSeq lists its product as uncharacterized. The record is from RefSeq and is a predicted model, not a curated record. The transcript has 2 exons. The coding region runs from base 1 to 735 and encodes 244 amino acids. NCBI's taxonomy places the organism in Eukaryota, Fungi, Ascomycota, Leotiomycetes, Helotiales, Pleuroascaceae.
AUGGCCAGUAUCAUCAACGUGAUGGAGGACGACAGUCUUAGGGGCAUCGUGCUGCUGCGUCUCGCAGCCUUUAUCUGGCGUUCAGAAUCGAGGGAGGCGGGAGCGCAUGCAACCAUCGAGGACCCAGCAACUGCCAGGCCAGCUAACCAAGUUCGAAUCAGGUUGUUCCCUUGGGGGGUCACUACAGCGAGUGAGCGUCCACUAUUCAGCACUCGCGGAGGCUGCGCCGCACUACGGGACAAGGAGAAAUACUUUUUCGCAGGAGCCAAGCAGGGCACAGGUGACAGAGGGCUUGAGCAGGGAAUAGAAAUCAUUGAAAUGGCUGCGUUGGAAGAUUACCCCGACAUGGGUGUCGCAUGGACUGGCGGAGGGAGGGAGGGAGGUUGCAUAUAUCAUGAUAUAUAUGAAAUGUCCCCCCAUCAGUCGAGACACCUCCAGGAUCCGCAGCUUGGAUCUCCAGAUGGUAAGGGCACCGUCCUGACUGCUGGACUUUCCAUAGAUUAUUGCACGCCAGAUAUUGAUCAAGCACGAACUCAAACCCACAUGCUUAUCCCACUUGAAAAGUCGAGUCUUGAGAAGGGGCACAAUCGGGGCUCGGAGACAACAAACAACUCAGGGGGCGUCACGUGUUUGUUGUUUACCCUUGACUUCAUUUCGGGUCAAGUCAAUUCAAUGAUCAAUCGCUGUGUUGCAGGCGUGGGACUCCGCUACUCCGUCCUCUCCGCACUGAGGUGA